AUGGCCGCUGCCGUCGCUUCCAAGCCAGAUAUCCUGCUUUAUACCAAUCAUGGCUGUCCUUGGGCACAUCGUGCUCAUAUUGCCUUGAAUGAACUUGGCAUUGAUUUCAAGGAGGAGAUUAUUGAUCUUGAUCGACCUCGUGAUCCUUGGUAUCUCGAGAUUAAUCCUCGAGGCUUAGUCCCCAGCAUCUCAUACAACGGCACCAUUCUGACAGAAUCCGCCGUCGUCAGCCAAUUCCUUGCUGAUGCACAUGAGUCGCACCUGCUACCCGCCUCGACUGGCUCAGUUGACAAUGCGUUGUUCCGUGCUCGCGUCGCCUUCUUCGUCGACACAUACAUCACCAAGGUCCUACCCCACUUUUUCGGUAGUCUGCGUGCGCAGUCCCCCGAGGACAAACAAAAGGCCGGUGAGGAUCUGGUCGCCGCUGUCGUCAAGGAGGUCGAGCCCUUGUUCACCUGGGAUGCUUCAAAGGGAGCCUUUUUUGGUGGUCAUUCCAAGCCAACGCUGGCAGAGGUCCAAACCGGCCCUUUUAUUCUUCGUCUGUUGGCACACGCUAAACCCGAGUACGACUUGCUCAGUCCAGACCUUCUCCCACAGUUACAGCAACAAGCUCCCAAAUUUAAGGCCUGGGCUGAUGCCGUGGUACAAUUGCCCAGCGUGACUUCUAUCUUCGAUGAGAAAAAGGUCGCUGAGAGGACUAAAGCCAGUAUCUGGAAUCGAGAAAUUACGUCUGAUGUCGAUUGUGAUGAGAUAUCCAUCCGCAUUCUGGUUCAAGUCAAGUCCUUGCUGUUCUAUGUUACAUUUGCUUUUGAUCUUGUUGUGCCUCUUCUAUGUUACUUUUGA
This is a messenger RNA of Exophiala mesophila, 843 nucleotides long. RefSeq lists its product as uncharacterized. Gene Ontology annotation, cellular component: cytoplasm. The record is from RefSeq and is a predicted model, not a curated record. The transcript is spliced from 4 exons. NCBI's taxonomy places the organism in Eukaryota, Fungi, Ascomycota, Eurotiomycetes, Chaetothyriales, Herpotrichiellaceae. The coding region runs from base 1 to 843 and encodes 280 amino acids.